AUGCCAACCACUUCGACAUCAGUGGCCAAGUCACCUAAGAGACCUUUGGCAGCUAUCGGUACCAACUCUCGUCGUUCUCAUCCCACCUCAUCCAAACCGAUCCCGAGACACAAACGAGUCAAAAUCAACCAUAACUCUGACGGCUCCUCUGAAGCACCACGCCACGCCGAUGGAUUGGACUCGACCCAUCCCCCGGUCGGCGAGAGCCGUGAGUCGAGUAGCGACCAGAGCGCCGCUAAAUGGUUCAGGAACGUCAAUGAAAAUGUAGGGACUUCGGGCAACAAGGAAGAAAAACACGGAGAUGAAUCCCCAUUUUACAUGGCUCAUCAGAGUAGCUAUCACCCAUCUGCAAAUCUCCAUUCGCCUAACGGCGAGAGUUUUGGAUUCCGACCUCGAGACGAGACCGAAAACAGCGAAUUGCGCGGCGUCAUCGACGAUCUGACCGUUGAAAAUAAAAAACUAAAGAAUCUCCUUCGGAAUUGGCAGACUCGGUCGAGUCCUCCUAGCGCCGGUCCCGAUAGGGUAAUCGAAAUUCGGAUGCAUGGCUUGCCCACGGAGAAGAAGAGAGAACUGGAACAGCUCCUGAAGACUUUUGCAACCAACCUCAACGGGGACACACCUUCCCAGCCUAGUUCUUCGACGCCUUGGGAAAAGUCAGUUCCGAGCACCGAGCAUGGCACUUCUCUGGGACCGAAGGUGGUCCAGGAUCCGACCACGACCGAUUCAGGUUAUGCUUCCAUCUCCAAUCGGGGCUUGAACUCUCAAUACGGCGGGACGAAAUUACGCGAGCCCGUCUCCAAAAGUAAGAAGGUCAAGGAUAUCAAGAACUAUUUGCAUGCCAUUCCCGACUCGCUAUUUCCACAGGAGACCGUCUCCGUGAGCGAAAGCGCAAAGAUGGCACUGGUGGUCCAGCGACUGGAACAGUUGUUUACCGGCAAGAUGGCGGCGCCGGGAGAACACGGCUCACCUCUUCAGCAGCAGAAAAUCUCCCAGUCUGCGUCCCAGGCGGACCGACGUGAAAGCCAGAGGCUGAAUCGAGCUUCCAAACCCGAAGGGCCUCGUGAAGCCCAGAUCCUCCCUCACGACUCUAAAGUAAAUCUCGACGCCAUGGAUCAGGAGCGCCAACCGUUCUCGGAGACAACCACACAGCGACCUUCGAAUCAGUUGGGGUCUGACCUUUCCUCAACCGAAACUCUGGGGACGAAUGUCGAUCGCCCUGGUUCGCCGGACCAGCGACCCACCAGACCAUUGGACCUCGAUAUUCACCGAGCACAAAUCGCGGCAGACAAUGCUGAGUACAUUCGGCAUUUGGGCCUUUCUUCGCCUCAUCUUGAAGAGGACGUCGAGACCAAAGAUCAACCAUGGAUGUAUCUCAAUUUGCUUGUCAGUAUGGCUCAACUCCACACCCUCAACGUGACGCCAGCUUUCGUCCGCAAAGCCGUCAAACAAUUGAGUACCAAAUUUGAACUCUCGAAGGAUGGUCACAAAAUUCGCUGGAAAGGCGGUGCGGCAGAGACUACUCGCUCUAGCCAGCAGGUGAGUCCUGGAUUGGCGACGCAGCGCGCAUCUAAAGAUGCUGGCGACGAUGGUGGACGUCAGAGCGGGAGAAGCGCAAUAAGCACAUUCAAUGAUCGAGCUUCCACGUCACUGUCUGAUGACAAAGUGACCCGAAGAAUGGCCAGUAACACGUCCAGGAUGGUGAACUCCACCUCGACUUCGUCGCUUCCCUUCGCGCAUCCUUCCACGCGAUCUAAGUCCUCUGCUUUCGACUAUAAGCCCAUAGUCUACCAAAGAAAGAAGAACUUCCCCAAGGCGGAAAAUUCCUACCUAGAUUCUUCGAGUUCGUAUGAUGACCUCUCACCGGAUUCCAGUGGCCUUGCCCAUGCAUUGAGUCGGUCCAGCCUUAAAUCGAAAGACGAUCCUCGAGAAGGCUUCAUGACCUUCUUCAGCAACCCGUACUUCUGCACCGACUUGAGCGGGGACAAAGGGCCCCCCGGUUUCAAGUUUCAUACCUACCGACGUCCAGUGGAUGCUUUAGGAAUGAAAAAGCAGCGGCCGCAGCCUGAGGACGAAAAUCAACGAGACGCCGCUGCUUGCUACUUCACCUGUCUCGGGGAGGGAGAACAGAGUCAUGGGCCUGCCGAAUGUCCGGAUGUCAAUAUAUCAUUUUCUCCCAUGACCUCGGCCGGUGAAGACGAGACACCGCCGAUGGAAUUCCCCGUUUCUGGUCUAGCUGGUGUCCGGCCCGAAGAUAAUUUUGCCCUGGACGUCAAGGUUGCCAGAACGAAGCGACGUGAUAUCGACAACCGAGAUGGAGGUCACCGCGGCAAACGAAAGCGGUUGAAUUAUUCAUAUCAAACUGCAGAGUGUAGGAAAUUUGACCUCCAACCAUCCCGCCUACCACCCCCCAGCUAUGUCUUCUUCACCUCAAGCCCGUCAUCCAGUGCAGACAAAGGCUAUUUCUCUGAUGAAGAUGGCAGUGAGUCGUCGGAAGCGGAGGAAUCACCAGCUCCGGUUGGCUUUUGGUGGCAGUGGUCCUCUAGCUCUAAUGAACGACAAAUGGGCGACGACGAUUACUCAGAAGCGAGCUCAUCCCUGGGUGUGUUGGAAGCUGCACGAGCCAGACUUCCCAAUGCCGGAGCCGGUCCCGCACAAAACCCCGAUUUCAUCGUCGAUCCCAGUGGCAGACAGGUGAGCGGUAGCCUGGCGGUGUCGGUGGGCGCCAGUUGGAGUGCUGCAUCAGUGGUCGACCAGGAAUCAGGACGUGAGCCAGAAGGGUCGUUAAGUAGCAUGAGUGUCGCCCAGGGAAGCAACUGA
Rhinocladiella mackenziei CBS 650.93 is the source of this 2817-nucleotide messenger RNA. RefSeq lists its product as uncharacterized. Gene Ontology annotation, cellular component: cytoplasm; nucleus. The transcript is spliced from 2 exons. NCBI's taxonomy places the organism in Eukaryota, Fungi, Ascomycota, Eurotiomycetes, Chaetothyriales, Herpotrichiellaceae. Gene Ontology annotation, biological process: regulation of DNA-templated transcription; circadian rhythm. The record is from RefSeq and is a predicted model, not a curated record. Bases 1 to 2817 code for a protein of 938 amino acids.